Molecule: messenger RNA, 1171 nt
Organism: Bemisia tabaci
Lineage: Eukaryota; Metazoa; Arthropoda; Insecta; Hemiptera; Aleyrodidae
Source: RefSeq, a predicted model, not a curated record
UUCCUUUCUUCUGCAACGCAUAAUAAGGAAUAAUCCACGGGGGAAUAUCUUCAAGCGGCACCGCAGCAUGCCCUUGGGCUAUGAUUGAUCGGGAGCUGGCGAUAACGAGGACAAAAAAAGUCGCAAAUUUGUGCGGGUGCCCCUCCCAACCGUCAGAAGCAUUGCUUGAAUGUCUCCAGAAGACUCCUGUCGACAAUUUAGUCGAAAGUUUUCAGAAUUUUCGGGAUGAUUUCAUGCUGCCUUUGACAGAGUUUGCUCCCGUAAUUGAGGAAUCAACUGCUCAGAACGCUGUAUUAACUACCGAUCCCCGCAUGAUUAAAUCGGAGCUACCUUGGAUCACAGGCCUAAAUACAGCUGAGCAUAUGAAUUAUUCCGGGAAGUUCUUGCAAAAUGUUGAAAAUAAGGAUUUGAACCUCACGGAACAAUUCGAUGUAUUUUUGAACACAUGGCUGUCUUAUGGAAUUAACAUUACUGAAGAAGAAAUUCCGGCGGUGGCAAAGAAAAUUAAAGAAUUCUACUUCGGAGCAGGGAACUCAAUAAAUAAGAAAAAUAUCAAACAUUUGGAUCUGGUAAUUGCCGACGGUUGGUUUUUAAAAGGUAUCACAGAUGCAGUUCCGUUUCACGCAGGACCUACGCAUGUCUACUAUUAUGAUUACGAACAAUCUGACAAGACUACUUUCAAGUCGAUGAUAGGCUACGGCGUUGGUGAUGGGAAAGGUGCAGGUCACUUAGAUAAUAUACUCAACCUAUUUCCAAGCGCUAAGAGAUUUCCCAGAAGACAGCUAUCUCCACUGGAUAUGCAAACUUCCAAAAACAUGGUUAGCCUAUGGACAAGAUUUGCAAAAUACGGAAAUUUCACAUCAGAUGAGUGGGAACCUUUGAACAAAAAGAGCAACAACAUCAAGAAUUUACACAUUUCAGCUGCAGGAUUCAUUCAAGAGGAAGAUCUUUUAAAGGAGAGGGCGAACUUCUGGAAAUUUCUCAAUAAGAAUAUCCUUGUAUAAUUUACUGAUAGCCGAUAGUGAUUUUUAUUAAGCCUAGCGGUAAACGAGGGUCGUCCAGAAAGUAGGUUUACGUAUUCAACAUCUCCUGCAUGAACUAUGGUAGAUGGAGAAAAUAUGUAAAAAGCACUGUAAAGCUGCUGCUCUCAGCCUUUUAAGACGCUAUAGAU